Messenger RNA from Rhizoctonia solani, 1686 nucleotides. Its product is annotated as Transposase family tnp2. Bases 1 to 1686 code for a protein of 561 amino acids. Lineage: Eukaryota; Fungi; Basidiomycota; Agaricomycetes; Cantharellales; Ceratobasidiaceae. The record is from RefSeq and is a predicted model, not a curated record. The transcript is spliced from 5 exons.
AUGCCCGACCGUAGAGCAGUCACUGGAGAGCGUGUUUGGUGUUACUGUGGAAUAAAUAAGUAUGGUACUACCCCCCAUGAGUGCCACAUACGCACCCGCUAUCAACAUCUAGCCAAAGCCCAGUGGCUAGACCAACUUUUGCGUGCGGGCAACAUUGAAGACAAUGAGGACAACGCUGAAAAUAGUGAGAAUGGAAUGGAUAUUGACCAUACAAUGCAUAAUGCGCAUCAGUACAAAGACCGUGGAGGGGAUUUAGGGCUUGGAGACAACAGCUUUAACAAUAUUGAUGCAUACAUGGGCGCACACCUUGACAGCAAGCUGUCUGAGUUGGAGGACUCGCAUGCCAAUUGGCAUGAUAUUGACAACCCUGUUUGCAUUCCCUUGCAAACGCCAACUCCCCCGCCCAACAACAAGGAACCCCCUGACAAGGAUGGAUUUGCACACAUCACGGAGGAGGAUUAUUGCAAGUACAAUUGUUGGUUUGACAAAGACACUCUUGAAAUGGACAACAUUAUUGCCAAAACUCUUACCAAGGAAGAAAUGGAUAGCAUCAAGAUGAUGGCUAUACAACUGUUUGGACACAUCUUGCAGCGCAACUACAAACGUAUUUGCUUGCUAUUCUUUCUGGGAUAUCCCCUCAACCAAUUGACUGCUGCAUCAACAUCUGUCACGCAUUCACUGGACCCUACGCCAACAAGGAUAUAUGCUCUACAUGAAGAAGGCCGGAUGGAUGAUUACAUUGACUUGCAACGCUAUAAAGAUCUGUGUGAAAGUAACAUUAUUGUCAAAGGUGAGGACUUGGGAGUCCGGUAUUUUCAUGGAUCUUGUGACAUUGCCUAUGCGGUCACGACAGAUGGCGUCAACCUAUUCGAGCAGGCGCAUUCUGAGAAAAGUACUUGUUGGCCAAUUAUGGCCAUCAAUUUAAAUCUCCCUGCAAGCAAACGCGUUAAGCUUUGCAAUUUGAUUCCCCUGGGCGUUAUCCCUGGACCAAACCAGCCAAAGGAUUUUGACUUGUACCUGGAGCCGUUUGUGGGGGAGGCAAUUGAACAGGCUCGUGGGGUUGAGACUUACAACGUCACUAGGCGGGAACGGUUCAAGUUAUGGGCCCAUGCUUUUCUCAUUUUGGGCAACAUGCAGGCAAUCAAGCACGUGACCCAAAUGAAAGGACCAAACGGCAAGGUUCCUUGUUGCGCGUGCAAGGCCAUUGGUGUUUAUCAUACCUGCCGCAAGGGUUAUUACAUCCCUCUUGCUAACCCAGCCAACUACCCCGACGCAAUCCCAGACGGCAGACCUGACCCACAGGAUUUCCUGCCCAAUACAAUUCCUUUGUACAACCCACUUGAUCUCCCUCUCCGCACCAAAGCUAGGAUUGCUGACCAACUUGGAGAAAUGGAUGCUGCCAACACAAAGCGCCAACGUGAUGCCUUGUCUAAGAACUACGGACUCAUCAACCAUUUGAUCCUCAACCGCAUUCCCUUGAUUUGUUGGCCUGACUCGUACCCGCACAAAUACCUUCACUUGUUUCUUCUCAAUCAUGGCCGUGAACUUAUCUCACUUUGGACUGGAUCUUGUCACGGCAUUGAUGAUUCUGGCAACAAGGAUUAUUUGAUAUCUGCUGACAACUGGGCCGCUAUUGGACUUGAGACCAAAGAGGCUUCAAAAACACUACCUGCCGCAUUCAUUUGA